GGAAGUUCCAGUAAAAGGGUGAGAACCUUAUAAGGGGAAAUCAAACGUACACAAACCAAAUAGACGAUCUCUUCUGGAUUUUUACUUUGACAAAUGUUAUGAUAGAGGUGAACAGCUCUGUGAAGAUGGACUUGGAACAAAGCUUGGACCAUAGUCUGAGACUGGCCAGUGGAAGCAUCAGUUCAGUGUUGGAGAGAAAUAUCUUGAGACCUUCUGGCAGAGGCAACAGCCUCAAGUUCAUUUGCAUGUUUCAAAAUGAUGCCAGAAGAGACUUCCUGCCAGAUGAGUGCCAAGACUCUGUGCUAGUACAUUUGCCAGCUCGGUGCAGUGUGUAUCAGCUGCGUCUGCGCAUCUGCAUGUUGGUUCAGGACAAGAAGCUCCUCACAGAGCCACUUGCCAUCCUGGAACCAGAAAGAUAUAUGCUACUCUACAAGAAAGGGAACAACUGGUAUGAGAUCUAUGACGAUUUCCAGGUCCUUCAGACACUUGAUGCAAUGUGGUGCCAGGAUACCCAGGGUGUAAGGACGUACAGGAUCUUAGUCUUGCCCUGCCCUGAUGACACAGAGGAGAGGCGGAGCUCCCAGAAGAUGCUAACAGACCUGAUUGGAUAUGACCUCAGCGCUGCAGCUACUGACAGACUGAGCGAACUGAACUUCACACGCAGGAAGUUUGCCUCUCCCCGUAAGGAGGAGUUGCAGAGACGUGACCCCAAGGCCUAUGCUUUAGAGCCUUGGACCACCUCAGUUCCCAUCACAAAGGAUCAACAAUCCAAGUUUACCCAGGCACUCACUGUCACCCUCUACUAUGGAGACUUAAGCUUCAAGCUAAAGGUGGACAUCAAGAUGGCUGCUAACUAUGUGCUCAAUGCCUUCAAAGAGAUAAUGUCUGAAAAUGGGCACACUUUGGAAUGUGCAGCUGAUGAUCUGGUGCUAAAAGUUUGUGGGAGGGAGGAGUUCAUCUCAGGAAAGUCUCAGCUUUCAGAUUUCCUAUGGGUGCGACACUGUUUGAAAACUAAGCAGGAGAUGCACCUGUCUGUCUUCCCAUUUACUUCCCUCGAGAAAGACACAGUGAGGAUGGAGGAUUUGCCCCUGGUGGACAGCUUUACUGGGCUCUCCAACUCUCACAAUGAGCUCACCCUGGCUAACAAAGAUGUGGAUGAUGUCCUGAUGAUAUCAUUGUGGGACUGUGAAAGAAAGUUCAGAGUUAAACUGCUGGGUUUUGAUAUCCCCAAUCUCCCAUGUAGUGCCUGUCAGAAUGUUUAUGUUGAGGCAUCCAUCCUGUAUGGAAAUAAGGUGGUCUCCUCAAUCUGUUCCACCCCAAAGCCCUUUACAGAGGACGUUUUCUGGAACACGUGGCUAGAGUUUGAUGUGCCAAUGAAAGUUCUCCCAAGUGGUUCAAGGCUAGGACUCACAAUCAACUCCAUUUCCCUUGAUGGAAAUGCCUCCAGGGAGUCCAAGUCUAUGGGAGGGAAGUUUACAGAUUCUCAGAAAGGAAAGGGAAAACCACUGUACUUUGUAAACCUUUUACUUUUUGACCACAAAUCUGUCUUGAGACAAGGCUUGCAAAGCCUUCAUAUGUGGCCUUUUGCUGAGCAAGAGGGAGAUGUGUUAACUUAUGAAGCUGACAAGCUGUCCACUGCCACUAACCCAGACCAGGUGAAUUCCAUGGCCAUCACAGUCCUCUUGGACCAGUACAACUAUCCAGUUGUCCUUCCUAACAGCACCUCUUCUCAUGGGCGCUGCUCUUCCCCCACAGCCUCAGAUGUGGAGGAGGUAGGUGACAUGAGCAUGUCUCCGUUGUCCAUGUCAGGUAACACUGCUAACCUCAUGAGACUGAAGAAACAAAGUGUGCACUUUAGUGCCAACCUACCCCAGUACCUCCGGAAGGUCGACUGGUUGAAGCCACGCGCUGUACAGGAUGUCCACUGGUUGCUGCACAACUGGGACCCCAAGGACCUGGAUGUUCCCACUGCCCUGGGACUGCUCAGUGUGGAUUUUGCCGAUGAACAGGUCAGGAAGCUGGCAGUGGAAAAACUGGAGAGCCUGUCCAAUGAUGACAUACUUAGGUACCUUCUGCAGUUGGUGCAGACCUUGAAAGUCGAGCCCUAUCAUGACAGCUUUCUAGCCAGAUUCCUCAUCCAAAGAGCACUUCGAAGUAAGAAAAUAGGACAUUUCUUUUUCUGGUAUCUGAGAAGUGAGGUGACCGGAUCUCCGUACUUCCGGCAACGCCUGGCUGUGGUGCUGGAGGCAUACCUACUAGGAUGUGGUCAGGCCAUGCUGGACAGCUUCCAGCGACAGGUGGAGCUGGUGAAGUCAUUGGAGGAAGUGGCCAUCGAAAUCAAGAAACACUUCCCUGAAAAGACUGACCUUGCACCAAAUGCUGCUGCCUUGGUGCAGGACAUGCUACGUACCUGCAAACUGCCUGUGGACUUCCAGGUGCCAUUUGACCCCCGUAUCAGAGCAGGGCCUAUAAUGCUGGACUGUUGCAAGGUUAUGGCUUCUAAGAAGAAGCCCCUGUGGCUGGAGUUUUCCUCUGCAUGCUCAGAGGGUCCCCCCAACCCAGCUGUGGGCAUCAUCUUCAAGCAUGGUGAUGACCUACGUCAGGACAUGCUGGUCAUUCAGACACUGAUGAUUAUGGAUUCAAUCUGGCAAGAAAAAGCACUUGAUCUAAACCUGGUGCCCUAUGGCUGUAUCUCCACUGGAUAUAACAUAGGUAUGAUUGAAAUAGUGAGGAACGCUGCCACCAUUGCCACGGUGCAGCGCACCAAAGGUGGCUCAUCAGGGGCCUUCAGAAAUGACGCCCUAUUCGAGUGGCUCAAGGGGAGGAACCUGCUGCAAGAAAUACACUUUAACGCCAUGGAAAGGUUUGUCACUUCCUGUGCUGGAUACUGUGUGGCCACUUACGUGCUGGGGAUAGGGGACCGGCACAACGACAACAUCAUGAUCAUGGACCAGGGAAAUCUCUUUCAUAUCGAUUUUGGGCACAUCAUGGGCAACACCAAGCGAUUUCUGGGCGUGAACCGGGAGAGAGCUCCAUUUGUCCUGACACCAGAUUUCCUGUAUGUCAUGGGCAGAGUGGGCAGUCUGUACUUCAAGAGGUUCACGGAUACCUGUGUCCAGGCCUACCUGGCCCUGCGUUGCCACUCCCAUCUGCUGAUCACGCUCUUCUCCCUCAUGCUGCUGACUGGGAUCCCCGAGCUUAGCUGUGCGCAGGACAUAACCUACCUGCGGGAGGCGCUGCAGGAGGGCCGCAGUGAGGAGGAGGCAGGCCAGCACUUCCUGCAGCAGAUCGCCAAAUGUGAGCAGCUGGGCUGGACUGUGCAGGCCAACUGGUGGAUCCACAUGAUGAUGGGCAUCAAGGGCUGACUUUCAGCUCCACCCUGAAAAAAAUAGCCUUGCAUUUACUUUUGGUGACGAUUGAACUGCUUGUGAAGAAGAAGAAAAAAAGCAUUUGUUUUAAUCAUGAAUUUUGGUUUAUACAGUCAAUUGUUCCUGGCAAUUUUGUCUGCUAUUAAGGAUAUUUUAGAUAUUUAGAAAAGUCUCUGAGCACCUGCUAGUUUUGCAGGGGAUGUUAAAGGGCAUUUGGGGAUUUGUGCCAUUGUGGCAUUUUUUGUCUGUGCAACAUGGUUGCAGUUUUAAUUUACUCCACUAGGUGACACCCAUUCAUGGGGAAGACCUUAAAUCCCUACUGAUGACUGGAUAGUCAACGCCCAGAGUGCUUGGAAUGUAUGUCAAUUCCACAAAUGAAUGUUAUUUUACGCAGAAAUGUAUAUUCUAUUGAUAUUAUUCUUAUUAUAUCAAUAGUUCAUAUUUAGCAUUUAUAAUAUACAUACAUGAUGUUAAGAUGAUUGUGUACGCAUUGUAAUGUAAGAAAAAACCCUUUCUUAACUGUAUUUAUCCUCUGGCUUAUUAUGUUCACUGAAGGAUGAUGAGGACCAAUGGGUUACAUGAUGGCACACUUUUCUGCUAAGCUGCA
Molecule: messenger RNA, 3975 nt
Organism: Conger conger (European conger)
Lineage: Eukaryota; Metazoa; Chordata; Actinopteri; Anguilliformes; Congridae
Product: phosphatidylinositol 4,5-bisphosphate 3-kinase catalytic subunit gamma isoform-like
Exons: 11
Coding region: 99-3365 (1088 amino acids)
Biological process (GO): cell migration; phosphatidylinositol 3-kinase/protein kinase B signal transduction; phosphatidylinositol-3-phosphate biosynthetic process
Cellular component (GO): phosphatidylinositol 3-kinase complex, class IB; plasma membrane; cytoplasm
Molecular function (GO): 1-phosphatidylinositol-3-kinase activity; 1-phosphatidylinositol-4-phosphate 3-kinase activity
Source: RefSeq, a predicted model, not a curated record